UUAUUUGCAUUCCGAGAAGGAGGAGCCGCUCAGCGCUCCCCCCACCACCGGCGGGAUAAUGGACGGGUCCAGGAGAGGUCGGCAGGGAAGUCCGCCUGCCGGUGCUCGCGCUGUUCCUCCGUCUCCCCUUCCUGAAAGUGGUCUACCUCUAUAUGAAUGUCCAAUAUGCCAUCUUAGUUGUACCAAUUAUCCAGUUCUGCAAGAACAUGUUGAACUGCACCUGGAUGAAUGCAGCAUUUUAGAAGGAAGAAACUUGAAUGAUCUAGAAUUGGCGCAGCAUCUUCAAAAUGAAGAGGAUAGACAAAGAAGAACAGAAACUGCAAGGCAAGAAAAGGAUGAUUUCCAAAAGUUGCAGAGACAAUAUGGCUUAGAUGGCUCUGGAGGGUACAAGCAACAGUCUCUAAAAGCCAUGACAAAAGAAGUGGAUUUCGGAAGAAUGCAACCAUCAGAAUAUCACAGGAGAAAAGCUGAUAUGUUGGAAUCUCUGGCUUUAGGCGUUGAUGAUGGAAAGACAAAGACUUCAGGAAUUACUGAAGCAUUGUGCCAGUACUAUCAGAAUGAAUGCAAAGAUAUAAAGCACGUGUGGCUUUCUACAGGAGUGGAUCACUUUCACUGUUCUCUUGGAGACAAAGGCUGGGGUUGUGGUUAUCGGAAUUUUCAAAUUCUGUUUUCUUCUCUUUUGAGAAAUAACUCCUAUAAAGAAUGUUUGAAAGAUAUUUCAUCAGUUCCUUGUAUUCCAAAAAUACAAACACAAAUUGAAGAUGCCUGGAAAGAAGGUUUUGAUCCCCAAGGAGCUUCUCAUUUCAACAGCAGAUUACAAGGAACUAAAGCAUGGAUAGGAGCAUGUGAAAUUUAUUCACUCUUAACUUUUCUAAGGCUAAAGUGUCAAAUUAUUGACUUUCAUCAGCCUACUGGCUCUUCUGGUACACACCCUCGUUUGUUUGAAUGGGUGUUAAACUAUUAUUCUUCAGGUAAAGAUAACAAUGGAAAGGUUAUGAGUACUUCCAAGCCACCAAUUUAUCUGCAGCACCAAGGUCAUAGUCGUACUGUUGUUGGAAUUGAGGAAAGAAAAAACAAAAGUUUAUGUCUACUAAUAUUUGAUCCUGGCUGCCCUUCAGAAGAAAUGCAAAAACUCUUAAAAGGCAUUGAUGGGAACAAUCUAAAAUUAUUUCGAAGACUUCCAGGAGGCUUAAAACAUAAGCAAUAUCAAAUAGUGUCUGUGGGUGGUAUGCUGACAGAAGAGGAAAAAGUUGCUCGUAGACAGGCUUCUCAAUUCUUCACAGCACAGAAAAUUCCUUGAAAUAAUAUCUGAAAAAUGAAGGAAAUUGAAGGCUGCAGAGGAGAUCUGUUUAUGCAGAUCUGUUUAUGUUGAGUAAUGUACAUAGCAGUUUUUAACAUUUUAUAUAAAUAUUGAAAUACUUAA
Thamnophis elegans (Western terrestrial garter snake) is the source of this 1423-nucleotide messenger RNA. RefSeq names its product zinc finger containing ubiquitin peptidase 1 (gene ZUP1). NCBI's taxonomy places the organism in Eukaryota, Metazoa, Chordata, Lepidosauria, Squamata, Natricidae. The transcript has 9 exons. The record is from RefSeq and is a predicted model, not a curated record. Bases 59 to 1300 code for a protein of 413 amino acids.